AUGAGAAAUUUCAGACAAGAUCCUAUUCCAAAUAUCAGAACGGCUGGAGUAAACACUGGUGGCAGAGGUGAAUCAGCUGCUUCUUGCUUGAAGCCUGAUAUUUUCUACAAUGAGCCAUCAACACCAGAGCAUAUUAAAAAGUAUAGAAAGACCUUUUAAAACCAGCCAGGUAUCAAGCAAGUUCAUCCAGGCGUUUUCGAUGAUAGACUUUAAGUUCCAGAAAACUUCUCGUUCGGUUAAAAAACUUAGAAAGGUGAUCAUGUAGACACAGUCAUCAAGGCCUAAAACAUACAAGGACUAGCUGCUAGAUUUAAUGAUAUCAAAGAAUAAAAUUACGCCUCCUAAAUUAGAGAACCUCUAGCCAAGGGCUACGAGAGAGGUUAUUAGUGGCCUAAUCAAAUUCAAAAUAAGGAAAAUUUUAAUUUUGGAGUACCAACUCUGUCAAGUGAAAAUGCCAAGGAUGUACUAUACCCUAAGAGAAACGCUCAACUCAAUAACUGGAUGGAAGAUGACGAGGCUUAAUAGCUAUAUAAGAAGACUCACGGUAAUUACAACCCAGGAGAGCAAAAGGAAAGAGACUAUAUCUGGCCUGUUGACAAAAAUAAAAUGAGAUUCGGGUAUGCUGAAGAAAAAGUGCUUAAUGGAGCUGCAAACGCUGUUCAUCAUGAGAGAAUUGAUCAAGGCUUCCCUAAAACUGUAAUUGUGAAGAAAACAGUUGAAGAUAUGAAGGCUGUGUCUCAGGAUUAAUUAGGAAAGCCAAGAAAUUUAGGGCAAGGCAGACCACCUAUUCCAUAAGAUUUCGUAUUUGGAAUAAGGAAUUUACAGAAUAAUGAUACAUGGAAUGCAGCUAAAUGCUUGCAUGGUGAACAAAAUUAUCGCCAAUUGUAGCCAGAUGCCGAUUUAGGCAAAUGCACAAAACUAGGAACUAGAAAUCAGGUCAGAAAGCCUGAGGAUACCAAUAGAGUUUUCGGCUGUCCCACUAUUAGAACAGAUAUCCCUACUCGUGAGAAAAGAUCAGUCGCUGAUUACACUAACUAUGGAGACGAACCUGAAGCUAUUGACUUGCUUUUCCCUCAGACUUUCACUGAAAUGGGAAUAACUGAGUAUGACUUUUAACUUCCUAGAGGAAAGGAGGAUAUCAGGGUAUUAUUUGAAAGAAUUGGGUUCUCAUAUAAGGUCGGAAAAUUCAAUGCAAUGUAUAAUAGAGCUAAGCAAUACAUGCCCUAUGAAGUUCCCAGUGAUUACGUUAGUGUAAGAGCAUUUAUGAUGGCAGUCAAUGAGAUGCAUGAGCAAGAUUGA
This is a messenger RNA of Stylonychia lemnae, 1299 nucleotides long. NCBI's taxonomy places the organism in Eukaryota, Ciliophora, Spirotrichea, Sporadotrichida, Oxytrichidae. The record is from the annotation of a GenBank genome assembly.